Molecule: messenger RNA, 3865 nt
Organism: Hemicordylus capensis (graceful crag lizard)
Lineage: Eukaryota; Metazoa; Chordata; Lepidosauria; Squamata; Cordylidae
Gene: FLCN
Product: folliculin
Exons: 12
Coding region: 378-2120 (580 amino acids)
Biological process (GO): negative regulation of transcription by RNA polymerase II; positive regulation of transforming growth factor beta receptor signaling pathway; positive regulation of GTPase activity
Cellular component (GO): cytosol
Molecular function (GO): GTPase activator activity
Source: RefSeq, a predicted model, not a curated record
ACCAUUUGCCAUUCCUGCGGAGGGCUUAUGAAAUAGGAAUAGGAGAAGGACUGGAAGCUAUUAAAUAAGGCUUGGGAGCUGACUCUAGUUCUGUGAAUGCCUAUUUCUCACCCUGAUCUGCUUUUUAUGCUCUGUGAGGGCGAGCAAAGGGGUCUAGACCAAGUUUGUCUUCUCCCCCAUUCAAGCGCAGUUAGUGGUAUCGUUCAUUUAGUCGGUGUCAGGCGCCUUGGGUUGAAGAACCCCUCGCCUAGAAAGGGGGCGCAUGCGCGAGGAAGGGACCAGUCACUCCAAGGGAUACUCUUCGCUUUAUAGUGGUGUGGCCAGCCUCCACCGGGACUAGCAGCUUGGCGCAAAGGGAGCCCGGCGGGUGAGUCGUGAUGAAUGCCAUCGUCGUCCUGUGCCACUUCUGCGAGCUGCAUGGCCCUCGCACCCUCUUUUGCACAGAAGUCUUGCACGCGCCCCUCCCUCAAGGUGCAGGAAGUGGGGACAGGCCGGGGCAAAGCGAACAGGCGGAAGAGGAGGAAGGAGGCAUUCAGAUGAGCAGCCGGAUCCACUCGCACAGCCCGGCGGAAGGCGCCAGCGCAGACUCCAGCAGCCCGGGGCCGAAGAAAUCGGAUAUGUGUGAGGGGUGCCGCUCUCUUCCCGCAGGACACCCGGGCUACGUCAGCCACGACAAAGAGACUUCAAUCAAGUACGUCAGCCAUCAGCACCCAAACCAUCCCCAGCUCUUCAGCAUCGUGCGCCAGGCCUGUGUCCGUAGCCUCAGCUGUGAGGUUUGUCCGGGACGCGAAGGCCCCAUCUUCUUUGGUGACGAGCAGCACGGCUUUGUCUUCAGCCACACCUUCUUCAUCAAGGACAGCCUGGCGCGCGGCUUCCAGCGCUGGUACAGCAUCAUCACCAUCAUGAUGGACCGCAUCUACCUCAUCAACUCCUGGCCGUUCCUCCUGGGGAAGAUCCGAGGGAUUAUCGACGAGCUGCAGGGGAAAGCGCUGAAGGUUUUCGAAGCAGAGCAGUAUGGCUGUCCACAGCGUGCCCAGCGCAUGAAUACGGCGUUUACACCUUUUCUGCACCAGAGGAAUGGAAACGCAGCGCGUUCUUUAACCUCUCUAACCAAUGAUGAGAACUUGUGGGCCUGCCUGCAUACUUCCUUUGCAUGGCUCCUGAAGGCCUGUGGUAGCCGACUCACGGAGAAACUGCUGGAAGGAGCCCCCACUGAGGACACUCUGGUUCAGAUGGAAAAACUGGCAGAUCUUGAGGAAGAAUCGGAAAGCUGGGAUAAUUCAGAGGAAGAAGAGGACAAACCUCCAAGCCAGGCAGAUGGCCGAGAAGGCGGUGAGCUAACCAAGAGCCCAACAGACUCAACUCUUCUGUCGGACUGUGGUAGCUGGAAUGUAGCAUCCCGAAGUCAAUCUGUCUUCCGGUCCCUCCGGCACCUGAGACAGAUCUUGGGGCCGUCGUCUUUCCGCAUGUUGGCGUGGCACGUGCUGAUGGGAAAUCAGGUCAUCUGGAAAGCGUGUGACCGAGACCUUGUCCAGUCUGCUUUUGAUGUCUUACGGACCAUGCUGCCCAUUGGCUGUGUCCGGAUCAUCCCCUACAGUGACAAGUACGAGGAGGCUUAUCGAUGUAACUUCCUGGGCCUCAGCCCCCACGUGCACAUCCCAGCCCACAUCCUGUCUUCAGAAUUCACUGUCCUUGUGGAAGUCCGCUCUGCCACCCGGUCCAGCCUCUAUCCCGUCUUGUUUGAUGAUGAUCAACCUCUUGGCAAAUAUGAAUUUGUGGUCACUAGUGGGAGUCCUGUGGCAGCAGACAGAGUUGGCCCCACCAUCUUGAACAAGAUUGAGGCUGCGCUGAUGAACCAGAACCUCUCGGUGGAUGUGGUGGACCAGUGCCUUGUUUGCCUUAAGGAGGAGUGGAUGAAUAAAGUGAAGGUCCUCUUUAAGUUUACCAAAGUGGACAGCAGGCCCAAAGAAGACACCCAGAAGCUGCUGAGCAUCUUGGGAGCUGCCGAAGAAGAUAACGUGAAGCUCCUUAAGUUCUGGAUGACUGGGCUGAGCAAGACGUACAAGUCGCACCUGAUGUCAACUGUCCGCAGCCCGACCUCUUCAGAGUCUCGAAACUAGUCUGGAGUUCCUCACUUGUAUUUGGGAAGUCACUUGCAAGUGCCUUUCCAGAUCAUGCUCUGUGGCGAACAUCGGCACCCUUGCAACUGAGGAGCACCCUAAAAACUGAUGAGUUUCUACGACCAAGUGCCAGGGGAAAUGGAAUCCUGUUGGGUGUGGGGUGCCGUUCAUAAGCUAAAACUCACUACUGUGUAUAUGAGAGGCUAGAUUUUGUCCACCAUUAUGUUGACCUGCUCUUGGUUGGGAGCUCCAGUCCCUCUCUCGAUGGGCAUCUCUUUCAUUGGCAAGAAAAGACUAUCUAGAAGUGUACAUUUGUGCCCUUGAAGUGGGGACACUAUCUACUUUUUUACAGUGUGCUCUUUAGUGAAACCUGAAGGCGCAUUGAGGCUUCUGGUUCCUUUUCUUCUACCACUACCAUGGAGGAAUGGAAUGUUUAUCACCAGAUGACUGGAGGUCCUCUUCAAAGUUCAACACUGGUGUGUGCUCUUGAUAUUCCCAUGUUAAGGGGGAGCCUGUCAAUCACAGACUGAAGGCGUCCUAUGAAUUUCUCCCUAAGUUAGUCUAGCGACAGGUUAACAUUAUUUAUGAAAUGCCAUGUUUGGGGUAUUAGACUUCCUACAGAAUCUAUGCUGCUAAAAGCAGAACUGGGGAGAUGUUGUUUAUAUUGAAACUAAUCAUGUUUAUUUGUAUGGGAGAGAGCCAAUACUUAAUACUGUACAGGCCAGUAUUCUUUGAUUGGGCUGUGUAGUUAUGCUCUGAUUUGCUUUCUAAUAUCUAUUGGGCUUCUCAUUUAAAAAAAAAAAAGUUUUCAGCCUCUUUAAAAUGCAGAUCUUUUUGUCAGGGGCAAACAGAAAGGAAGCAAAACAGGGUUUAAAAAUGUAUUUACAUCUUAUAUCAAGUAUUGAUCUCAUGGCUAGGUCUUGCUUCUAAAUUGCUUCUGUGUUUAAGAGCCUAUUUAUACAGAUGUAAUGUGCGUUGAGGCAUAACUCAACCAGCGUCUUUGUUUGUUCAUUCAGUGGAAGAGAAUUUUAAACAGAUGCUUUACUCUCCCCCUGAAAUGAAUGGGACUUUUAGUGUUUUAACAUUGGCUGGAUUCUGCCCUUAGAUUGUGUGCUACAGCUGAGGGCUGUGUUUGUUUUAGAAUCUUUCACUUCACAAGUUUCACUUAAGAGGUUUUCAGCAGGGUGUGCUGCUGCUGUGACAUUUGCAUGUGGAAAUCUUGGUAUUAACACGUUAAGGAAACAUUUCUGGGGCAAUGGAAAUUUGCAAUAAUGAUAGUUUCCUUUUGAAACCUGUUCUAGAACCUGUGCAAAUGCUUAUUUUUCUUCUGGUGCCUGGUAAGUUCCACUUGUUCUGUACAUUUUCUAAUUAUUUAACUAAGGAUGAACUGUACAAAUGCUCUUGCUUGUCAUGCAGGGGGUGGGUGGGGGGCUAAGAUUUUAAAUUGGAAGAUACAAAUGGGAAUUUUUAAAAAGAUGUUGAGCUGGAGUUAUUAAUUUCCUGCUUUGUGGUAAUUUAUUAACGUUUUUAUCCUUGUAUGUGUGGUUAGAGUUUUUAAUAUAUCUGUAUUUGUCUACAGUGCAGGAAGAUUUCCCUAAGAGAAAUAAUAGGUUUUAGGGGGCUCAUGUUGAAGUUUUUGUUGAUAUUGAUUGUACGGGGGCUCAUGUUGAAGUUUUUGUUGAUAUUGAUUGUACAAGGUAUGCUUGAACUGUAGCACAUAAAAUACAAAUAAAUUUUUAAUUAAU